UGGACAAUUAGCGAAUAUUUAGCGAUGAGUCUCGCUGAAGUCAGGAUAGUCAGUUGAGUGGCAGCGUUCGAGGGAAUAUGUCCUUAGUGCGUCGAAGCACCCUUCGUCACGAAACCAGGAGUCUGCUGUCUGAAUAUAGCGACAGCAGUACCAUUCACGGGGUCAAAUAUCUUGGGGGCCCCAGGCGCCGGUGGCCAGAACGUCUCUGGUGGCUUCUGGCUUUUGGGGCAUCAUUGUACACUUGUGGAGCGCUCAUCCUCAACACUUACCGAAAGUGGUCCACGGAUCCUGUGCUAGUGAGCUUCUCGCAGACCCCAACACCACUUUGGCGUAUUCCAUUUCCCAGUGUUACAAUUUGUCCAUUGAACAUGGUUCGCCAAAGUGUCUUCAAUUUUACUGAUGUUCUCACGCGCCUUGAGGAUGAUCCCAAAACCAAUCUUACAGACAAGGAUGUCCAACAAUUAAGGACUCUCUCUCUGAUAUGUUACGAUUACAACUUGGUACAUUUAAGGAAAAUUCCAGGAUUUUGGACUAACGCUACCGAAGACUACUGCUUUCAACUGAUGGCUCAAGUUGUUUCGUCAGAAGAAAAUCUCUUUGAUAUGUUUUCCUGGAAGGGGUCAAAUAAAACCUACCUCAGUGCUAUUGUAACUGAAGCUGGUUUAUGCUUUGCUUUCAACAUGAUGACAAAUUCUAAAAUCUUCCGAGAUAACGUUCUCUACUUUUCCAAGCCCAAUGCCAAUAUGGCAAAUAUCAAUGAAUUGGACUGGACGCCAGAAAAGGGAUUUCCAAAGGAUACAGGUCUUGAUCAAUUUCCAUUUCGUUUCGUUAAUGGCGGAACAGGCAAUUCUCUAGAAUUGGCCCUUACAACAAAUCCUAAGGACUAUGAUUUUCUCUGUGAAGGACCUUUUCAAGGCUACAACGUCUUAAUCAACACUCCUGUUGAGGUUCCUUCCAUCAAUGGUGGCUACGUCCGUGUACCUUCAAACCAAGAGACCUUAAUCAUGCUUAAGCCUCACUUGAUUUAUACUUCCAAUGCUCUGAGAUCAUAUGAGCCUACAGGCAGACAAUGCUACUACGAAAGCGAACGAUACCUUCGCUUCUUCAGAGUCUACACUCAACUCAAUUGCGAAAUGGAGUGCGUGACCAACUACACGCUUGAAAAGUGCGGUUGUACUGCCUUUCACUUGCCACGACUUCCUGGGACUGAAAUCUGCGGCCCAGCAAAAAUCCAAUGCUAUCGCGAAGCAGUUGAGGAUCUUAAUAAUGUUGCGGUUGAUGGAGUGAAAGAUUUAGAAGCGGACGAAGAGACACCCAUCUGCAAUUGUUUGCCAUCCUGCACUUAUCUAACCUACGACUCUGAGAUAUCCUACGGAGACGUAAGCUUUAAAGGUCACCAUAGAUCGAACACUUACUUUGCUAGUGGAACCAAGGAAAACGUCUCCUAUGCAUAUAUCAUGCUUUUCUUUAAGGAAGACCAAUUUAUCUCACUAAGACGUGGCGAAUUGUUCGGAAAGACAGACUUUGUGGCUAACUGUGGGGGUCUUCUCGGACUCUUUAUGGGUGUAUCCAUCCUCAGUAUCGUCGAGAUUGUUUAUUUUUGCACAAUUCGUCUUCUUUAUCGUCUCAAAGAUCAUCGUGAUAUCACAGCAGAAGCAACAUGAUAGCCAAUCUAUAUUCAGAGUCAAGUGCAAGUGAAUGAUAUACAGUUCCUAGAAAUCUCAAUGUGAUUAGAUCUCCUCAACAUGUUAUCACUUUUAUUGCUAAAAACGUGCACUUGAUGUAUUUUUUUCUUAACUGCUUUACGUCAUUGAGAUCUUUUCAGUGAUGUGAAAUCGUGCCGGAAGAGUAUUCUCAGAUAAUUUUGGCUUACCAUAAAAAUAUUUUCUCUGAAAUCACAUGUUUGAUAACAGCUCCAUUCAUAAAUCAGGUCGUUUGUUGUAAAUUUUCAAAGAGUUAAUUGGUUUUAAUAAAUAAAGAUAUUUUUGGGGCUCAUA
Phlebotomus papatasi is the source of this 1997-nucleotide messenger RNA. RefSeq names its product pickpocket protein 28-like. The record is from RefSeq and is a predicted model, not a curated record. Gene Ontology annotation, molecular function: ligand-gated sodium channel activity. Gene Ontology annotation, cellular component: membrane. Gene Ontology annotation, biological process: sodium ion transmembrane transport. Bases 78 to 1664 code for a protein of 528 amino acids. The transcript has 5 exons. Lineage: Eukaryota; Metazoa; Arthropoda; Insecta; Diptera; Psychodidae.